CUUCCUACGGCAUUAUUGGCUUCCUACCCAUCUUUGCCAUUUGCACCCACCAUUGACCGUCGCUGAAGAACACUGCUUCCGCCGGAUCUGAUGGAGGCGGUAGAGGACACCUACGUGGAGGCCGCGAUCCUAUGGCUGGCGCAAACCAUCCUGACGAGCCUCUUUGCUGGCAAGCUGGAGGCGUGGCUUCGCCAAGUUGGGCUCGCCGACGACACCGAGAAGCUCAAGUAUGAGAUCGAGAGGGUCGAGACGGUGGUUGCUGCUGGGAAGGGGAGGGCGACCGGGAACAAGCUGCUGGCCCGAUGUCUCUGCCGUCUCAAGGAGCUGAUGUAUGAUGCUGACGACGUGGUCGACGAGCUCGACUACUACAGGCUCAAACACCAGGUCGAAGGAGAUCCGACUGCUUGUGCUACUGAGCCCGAAAGCACGGACGGACAUGGAGCAGAGCAAGCAGAUGGAUCGAGGUAUAAUCCGGACACGAUGAGUAGCAGCGGUGGCAAAAAACGAUCCAAGGCGUGGGGAGAAUUCCGUAUCACAGAAGAGGUCGACGGAAAGCCAGCGAAAGCAGAGUGUAUCCACUGCCACACAGUGGUUAGAUGCGAGACUAGUAAAGGGACAUCAGUCCUGCACAAUCAUCUCAAGAGUGACAGUUGCAAGAGAAAACGUGCAGCGAUCGAACAAACGCCGAACCCAAGUGCCGGUGAUGGUGCACAAAAUGGGGCCACUGUUUCGAUUCAUGAUUCAGACAGCAGAAAAAGAAAGAGAAUUGAUGAGGCGUCAGCACACAACACGGCAGCUAACAAAAACCCCAGGAACAAGGCCGAAUUCUGCAAUAGAAUCGAACAAACGACUAAUCAGUUAAAAGAGGCUAUCAGUGAGGUUCAGAAGCUAUAUGGAUCAGACUCCGUUGCAAGUACGAAUGUCUGUAAGAACACAGCUGCAGAUCCGCGCCGAAGAACAUCAAGUCUUGUUCAACGCAAAAUGUAUGGGAGACUUGCUGAGAAGGACUCCAUCAUGAAGCUGAUGACAGAAGACAAAUCUGACAGUGUACUUGUUUUGCCUAUUGUAGGCAUUGGAGGAAUCGGGAAGACAGCUCUUGCUCAACAAAUAUACAAUGACCCAACUGUGAAAAGCCAGUUUGACCACAGGAUAUGGGCUUGGGUGUCUAACAAUGUAGAUGAAGUGAGACUCACAAGGGAGAUGUUAGACUUUGUUUCUAAAGAAAAGCAUGAAGGAAUAAGCAGCUUGGCCAAACUUCAGGAGAUCUUGGAGAGUCAUGUCACAUCAAAUAGGUUUCUACUUAUUUUGGAUGAUGUCUGGGGCACCAUGGAUGAGCACACAUGGAACAAACUGUUGGCUCCAUUGAAGUCUGACAAUGCGAAGGGCAAUGUGAUUAUUGUGACCACUAGACAAAUAUCUAUUGCAAAAAGAAUAGGCACAGUUGAACCGAUUAAGUUAGGUGGUUUACAGGAUGAUGAUUUCUGGUUAUUAUUUAGAGCAUGUGCAUUUGGUGAUGACAAAUACGAAGGACAUCCAAGUCUAAACAUCAUCUGUCGGCAAAUAGCAAAGAAGUUACAGGGUUACCCAUUAGCAGCAGAAACUGCAGGGAUGCUAUUAAGAGAGCAUCUUACCAUUGACCAUUGGAGUAACAUUCUAAAGAAUGAAAACUGGAAAUCCCUAAAACUCAAUGGAGGCAUCAUGCCUGCUUUGAAGCUCAGCUAUGAUUACCUACCUCACCAGUUACAACAUUGCUUCAGGUAUUGUUGUCUGUUCCCCAAGGAUCAUCACUUUGGUGGAGCGGAGUUAGUCCGAAUUUGGAUUUCACAAGGAUUUGUGGAUGGUAGCCGUACCAGUAAAAGUCUAGAGGACACAGGGAAUGACUAUUUGGCUCAUUUGGUGAACUCAAGCUUCUUUGAGCAAGUCAAAUGUUACCGGCAUUCUCAGGAAUGCUUUAUCAUGCAUGGUCUUCUGCAUGAUUUAGCAUGGCAGGUUUCAAGAGCUGAAUUCGGGACUAUAGAUGGCUGCGACCGUGAAGAAAUCUUACCAACUGUGCGCCAUCUAUCAAUAGUUACUGAUUCUGCUUUUUCUCAUGAAAAAAUGGAAGAAAAGCCGCUGCAGGUUGAAUCUGUGAGAAAGCUGAGGUCCUUGAUAGUAAUUGGCAAUUAUGACCCGUCUUUUUUCAGAUACUUCCAGAAUAUGUUCAAACAAGCAGAAAAUUUACGUUUGCUGCAAAUCUCUGCAACUUAUGUUGAUUUUGUUUCUUUCCUGCACAAUUUGGAAUAUCGUACCCAUCUUCGCUACCUAAAACUUGAGAACAAAGGGAGCGGCGAAGCUUUGCCAAUAUCUCUGAGCAAGUUUUACCAUCUUGAAGUAUUAGAUACUGGACACCCAACUAUAGUUCAUGGUAUGAAUGAUCUUGUCAGCAUGAGGUAUCUUGUUGUGACAAAGAGAGCAUACUCUUCUGUUACUAGUGUUGGUGAAAUGAGCAAUCAUCAAGAUGUGCUGAAUAUCACGGAUCAAAAUUCUAGCUGCUCUGAGAUAACACAACUUCAAUCCAUGAACAAGCUUGUACAACUUGGUGUGUUUCAACUCGAAAAUGUCAGUAGUGCCGAGGCUUAUGGGCCAAAACUUAGAGAUAAACAACACUUGCAAAAGCUGCACUUGUUUUGGAACGAUACUUUGUCACAGGAUGGAUAUGCUAGUGACACAAGCUUUGAACCUUUUGGGGACAUAGAAACAGAAGAGGACAGAUCGCCAAUUGAUGAUAUUAACAAUGACCAAAGUUCUGAACCUUCUGCAGACACAGCAAGAGAGGUGCUUGAGGGCCUUGAACCACAUCGCAACCUAAAGCAUCUACAGAUUUCUGGGUACAGCGGUGCUACCUCCCCAGGUUGGCUUGGUACUUCAGUUUCCUGUUUGCAGACGCUUCAUCUCGAGGAUUGUGGAGAAUGGCAAAUACUUCCAUCUCUGGGAAGGCUAUCGUUUCUUACAAAAUUGAAGUUAAGGAAAAUGCAGAAAGUAACAGAACUAUCGAUUCCUUCACUGGAGGGGCUGGUGCUGAUUGAAAUGCCACAGUUAGAGAGAUGUUCCUGCAAUUCCGUGAGGGAUUUCAACUCUGCUUUAAGGAUACUGAAAAUCCAGAGAUGCCGUGUACUGAAGGCCUUUCCCCUCUUCGAGAGCUGCAAGGAACACAAAAUCGAGAAGAAAUCAUGGUUGUCCCAUCUUAGCGAGCUUACCAUCCAUGAUUGUCCUCAUUUAACGAUAUCAAAUCCUCUACCACCUUCAAGUAGCGGUUGUAAAUUAUCCAUCGCGAGAGUUUCAACACUUCCAACGAUGAAGGGAUCAUCCAAUGGAAAAUUGAUAAUUGGAGCGGACUCUUACGAUGGAGAAUUUGAUAAGGAUUCCGAUGGACUGACAAACCUGGACGACAAAAUUGUGUCAUUCCAUAAUCUGAGGGACCUGACUCGCUUGCAAAUAGCAGGGUGUCAAAAUCUAUCGUCUAUUUCACUCGAAGGUUUCAGGCAACUCAUCAGCUUAAGGAGUUUGGAAAUAGUCAACUGCAGAAAACUUUUCUCUUUAGUUGUUCUGGCAGAGCAUACCCAUGAAUACAUGGCAGACGCAAAUUUCAUUGCCCUCCCAUCUCUCAAGCAUCUCAGUAUUGAUUCAUGUGGAAUAACCGGGAUGUGGCUAACUGUGAUACUAAAACAUGUAUCACGAUUAGAGGAGUUGCAUUUAGAUAAUCUGAAUAUAUCAGGGCUAUUGAUAGAAGGAAAAGAGAGUGGUUUAUCACAUCUUGAGGAAUUGAGUAUUAUUCGUUGUAGAUCGCUCACCGCGCUAGAGGGUUUGGAUUCCUGCACAGUACUGGAGGGAUUGAAUAUUUAUGAUUGUGAUUCGCUCACCGCGCUAGAGGGCUUGAAUUGCUGCACAGCACUAGAGCAAUUGGAUAUUAGUGGUUGUAAUUCUCUCACCGCGCUAGAGGGUUUGGGUUCCUGCACAGCACUGGAGAGAUUGUAUAUUUAUGAUUGUGAUUCGCUCACCGUGCUAAAGGGCUUGGAUUCCUGCACAGCACUGGAGGAAUUGGAUAUUGGUAGUUGUAAUUCGCUCACCGCGCUAGAGGGCUUGCAAUCCCUCCUAAAAAAACUACAAAUAUGGGAGAACCAAAGUUUGAAAUGUCUACAGCUGGAUUCCUGCACAGUUCUGGAGGAAUUGGGUAUUAGUGGUUGUAAUUCUCUCACCACGCUAGAGGGCUUGGAUUCCUGCACAACACUGGAAGAGAUUAAGAUUAAUAAAUGUGGAUCUCUCACCGCGCUAGAGGGCUUGGAUUCCUGCACAGCACUAGAGAGAUUGUGUAUUUAUGAUUGUGAUUCGCUCACCGCGCUAGAGGGCUUGCAAUCCCGUCUAAAAAAACUACAAAUAUGGGACAACCAAAGUUUGAAAUGUCUACAACUGGAUUCCUGCACAGCACUGGAGGAAUUGGAUAUUAAUGGUUGUAAUUCGCUCACCGCGCUAGAGGGCUUGCAAUCCCUUGGCGGUCUCAGGUAUUUGAAAUUAUCGGUCUGCCCUGGUUUACCUCAAUGUUUGGAGCAUCUGUCAAGGCAGGGCUAUGAGCUGUACCCUCAACUGGAAAGGCUUCAGAUCGAUGACUACUCUUUCCUUACUAAGUCAUUCUGCAAGCACCUCACUUCCCUCCAACGCCUACAAUUCAACGCUUUGUUCAGCCAAGUUACGAAACUAACAGAUGAGCAGGAGAGUGCGCUUCGGCUCCUCACGUCCCUCCAGGAGCUCGAUUUUUGGAAUUGCCGGGGUUUAGCAGAUCUUCCUGUGGGUCUCCACAGCCUUCCCUCCCUCAAGAGGUUGAAGAUCUCCAAUUGUGGGAGUAUCUCAAGACUGCCACAAAUGGGCCUCCCACCUACGCUGGAAGAGUUGGAUGUUAGCUGGUGCAGCGAUGAGCUAUCUGAGCAAUGCAGAAAGCUAGCAACAAGCAAGCUAAAGGUCAAAAUUGAUUACUGAUUACAGGGUGGUACAUGAACUGAUUACUGGGUGGCUUGUUAAGCACACGUUUCUACCUGAGCAGCAGGUAUGCUUCUACCGUUGAUCAUAUUAUCUUCGGGCUUUGCAUAUCCUCAGUGAGGUUAAAGCAAGAGAGAGCGCUUCAGCUCCUCACGUCCCUGCAAGAGCUCCGAUUUGAGUGUUGCUACAAACUCGCAGAUCUUCCCGCGGGUCUGCACAGCCUUGCCUCCCUCAAGAGGUUGAAGAUCGUAAAUUGCCGGAGUAUCGCAAGACUGCCACAAAUGGGCCUCCCACCUACGCUGGAAGAGUUGGAUGUUAGCUGGUGCAGCGAUGAGCUAACUGAGCAAUGCAGGAUGCUAGCAAGCAAGCUAAA
Messenger RNA from Phragmites australis (common reed), 5383 nucleotides. Its product is annotated as putative disease resistance protein RGA4. Gene Ontology annotation, biological process: defense response to other organism. The coding region runs from base 91 to 5010 and encodes 1639 amino acids. The transcript has 3 exons. Lineage: Eukaryota; Viridiplantae; Streptophyta; Magnoliopsida; Poales; Poaceae. Gene Ontology annotation, molecular function: ADP binding; DNA binding. The record is from RefSeq and is a predicted model, not a curated record.